Messenger RNA from Coregonus clupeaformis (lake whitefish), 4758 nucleotides. Its product is annotated as exportin-5. Gene Ontology annotation, molecular function: RNA binding; nuclear export signal receptor activity; small GTPase binding. The record is from RefSeq and is a predicted model, not a curated record. The transcript is spliced from 33 exons. Gene Ontology annotation, biological process: RNA export from nucleus; protein export from nucleus. Gene Ontology annotation, cellular component: nucleus; cytoplasm; RNA nuclear export complex. Lineage: Eukaryota; Metazoa; Chordata; Actinopteri; Salmoniformes; Salmonidae. The coding region runs from base 153 to 3815 and encodes 1220 amino acids.
UCGAACACGGCCAAUGUCUGUGGUUACGCCUGUGUAGCUAGCUACACGCUGUGAAUUCUCAAAGCGUGUGCAUUUUACUCAUUUUACAGGUGUUUUGCAUGGUGCAGUACCGCUAGCUUUCAUCUAAUUUUCUGAAGACACUACUCAAAGUCAUGGGUGAACCCGUGGCUGAAAUGUGUGAUCAGCUCAUCAAAGCUGUGAACGUGAUGAUGGACGUGGAAUCUAGCCAAAUAUAUCGUCUGGAGGCCCUAAAGUUUUGUGAAGAAUUCAAAGAGAAGUGUGCCUUCUGUGUCCCAUGUGGGCUACAGUUAGCAGAUAAAACUCAAACAGCAGUGGUGAGGCACUUUGGUCUACAGAUACUGGAGCACGUCAUAAAGUUCAGAUGGAACAACAUGCCACAGAAGGAGAAAGUCCAGCUGAAGAACUGUGCUAUGGGUCUAUUGUCAUCUGGCACCUAUCCUAUCCUGGAGGAGGAGAGCUACAUCAAGGAUGUUCUCUCGCGGAUCAUAGUGGAGAUGAUCAAGAGAGAAUGGCCUCAGCACUGGCCUGACAUGCUGAAGGAGAUGGAGGCACUCACCAGCGUAGGGGAGGCCCAGACAGAGCUGGUGAUGUUGAUCCUGCUGCGGCUGGCGGAGGACGUGAUCACCUUCCGGACCUUGCCCACCCAGCGUCGCCGGGACAUCCAGCAGACCCUCACCCAGAACAUGGAGAGUAUCUUUAGCUUCCUGCUCGCCAUCCUGCAGCUCCACGUCGAUGAGUACCGCAAACUGAAAAGAAUACCUGGCCAAGAAUUGCAGGCCAAGGCCCACUGUCGUGUAGGCGUGGCUACUCUAAACACCCUGGCAGGCUACAUAGACUGGGUGGCCCUGGCAAACAUCACCAGUGACAACUGUCGCCUGCUGGAGAUUCUCUGUCUGCUGCUCAGUGAGACAGAGCUGCAGCUGGAGGCUGCCGAGUGCCUGCUCAUCGCCAUUAGCCGCAAGGGGAAGCUGGAGGACAGGAAACCCCUCAUGGUGCUGUUUGACGACGUCGCCAUGCACUACAUCCUGUCUGCUGCACAGUUUGCAAAUGGAGCUGCAAUAUGCAACAAAUCCUCUCCAACACAGCCAGAGGGGACGGGGUUGGUGGAGACACACUACAUCUUCCUGAAGAGGCUAUGUCAGGUCCUGUGUGCCCUGGGCAGCCAACUCUGCUCAUUAGUGGGUUCAGAUGUGGAGGUAGAGGUACCUGCAAACCUUAGCAAGUACACAGAAGCAUUCCUGGCCUUCACCACACACCCAAGCCAGUUCCUUAGGUCUUCCACCCAGAUCACGUGGGGAACCCUGUUCAGACAUGAGAUUCUCUCCAAGGAUCCUGUUAUCAUCCAGAUGACCAUCAAGUACUUUAGAGCCACCAUGACCAACCUAGUCAAGACUGGUUUUCCUUCCAGGAAUGACAGUCCCAGCUGUGAGUACUCCCGUCAUGACUUCGACAGUGAUGAAGACUUCAACUCCUUCUUCAACUCGUUCCGAGCGCAGCAGGGGGAGGUGGUCCGGAAUGCGUGUCGUAUUGUCCCCUUGGAGGCCUUCCAGAUUGCAGCAGAGUGGCUGCAGUAUCAGAUCAGUACGCCGAUCGACAUCGGAACCACUGUGUCUAAGACGGCUGAGGGGCUGUGUUCUAUCCUGUCUCCGGCAGCGGUCCAGUGGGAUGCUAUGACCUUCUUUACAGAGAGUGUUGUGGGAAAGAUCUUCAAGAACGUGGAGGAUGAGAAGUUGCCUGUAGACCAGGGCGUUGAGCUGCUACAGGCGGUGUUGAACUACAAUACCAGAGACCCUCUCAUCCUGUCCUGUGUCCUCACCAACGUCUCCGUCCUCUUCCCCUUCGUCACACACCGACCUCACUUCCUGCCUCAGGUCCUCUACAAGCUGUUUGCCUCCAUCACAUUUGAGGUGGUAGAGGAGAGCAAGGCACCACGGACGCGUGCGGUGAAGAACGUCAGAAGACACGCCUGCUCCUCCAUCAUCAAGAUGUCUCGAGACUACCCACAAUUCAUUCUUCCGUGCUUUGACAUGAUGUAUAACCACGUGAAAAAGCUGUUCUCCAAUGAGGAUCUGUUGAACCUGCUGGAGAAGUGUGCUUUGAUGGAGGCCCUGGUCCUCAUCAGUAACCAGUUCAAAGACUACAACAAGCAGAAAAACUUCCUGGAGGAGCUAAUGGGCACCGUGGCUGCUCGCUGGACCUCCGAUGAGAUGAGGCAUGUGCUGUGGGAUCCUGCUCUGUUCCUGGCCUUCGUUGGUGCUGAUCAGCUGGUGGCUGAAGGCACAGAACACACAACGGGCAUCAACAGGUCACGGUUGAGUUUCUGUGUAUACACCAUCCUGGGGGUGGUGAAGAGGGCCCGCUGGCCAGCUGACCUGGAGGAAGCGAAGGCUGGGGGCUUUGUAGUGGGCUACACCCCUAAUGGAGCCCCCAUCUACAGAAACCCCUGCAACACCCAGGUCCUGGCCCUGCUGCCCAACCUGCUCGCCCUCAUCAGAACCCACAACAGUCUGUUCCUGCCGGAGAACAUGUGUCGUCUGAGUGAGACGUUCUCCAGGGCCUACGACAUGAUAGAGGUGGAGAAGAACGUGGUUCUAGGCCUGCCUCAGCCAGCCCUGGACAUCUAUGACCCUCCAGUGUAUAAGACUCAUCUAGAGCGCAUGCAGGGAUUCUUCUGUACCCUCUACGACAACUGUUACCAUACCCUGGGGAAGGCAGGCCUAUCAUUGCAGCAGGACUUCUACACCAUCGAGGGAUUGGCUGAACAGAUUGUUGGUUCUGCCUUCGUCUCCCUCGACAACGUGCCUGACCACAGACUCCGCACCAUGAUCCGGGUGUUCCUGAAGCAGCUGGUGGUGUCGUGUCCACAGGAGUGCUACGACAGUCUGCUCUGCCCCCUGCUGGGCCCUCUGUUCGCCUACAUGCUACAGAGACUCCAUCUCAGGUGGCAGAUCAUCAACCAGAGGAGUACUGUCAGUGGGGAGGAGGACGAGUCGUGUGAGGAGAAUCAGGAGAUGCUUGAGGAGCAGCUGGUUCGGCUGCUCACCAGAGAGGUUCUGGACCUGCUCACUCACGCCUGCAUAAUGAAAAAAGUGCCUGAGCCAGCAGGGAAUAAGGAGGAUGUGGAUGAGGAGGAGAUGAUGUCCACUGAGUCCCAGGCAGUCGCUGCCUCUCCAGCCCAGCCAACAGGCGAACUGACGGAGCUGGGGAAGUGUCUUCUCAAACACGAGGACAUCUAUAUGACCUUGUUGACCAUCUCAUUCACCUCGCUAUCCUGGAAGGACACCAGUAAUUGUCACCGCACUGCCUCCAUCGUGUGCUGGACCCUGCUACGACAGGUCGUAGGAGGGAACCUUUUGCCAGAGGCGGUCACAUGGUUCUAUACCAGUGUUCUGAAGGGACUGCAGAUGCAUGGGCAGCAUGAGAUCUGCAACUCAGCCCUCACACAACUGGCUCUGCUUAUGUACGAGAACCUGCGGCCGCGGUACAUGGAGCUAAGAGACGUGAUGACUCAGAUCCCCGACAUCAAUCUGGAGGCUCUAGACCAGUACGACCAGCGGCUGCUGGAGCCCAGCUCUGCUCAGAGGUUGGGAGAGAAGAAGAGGAAGGACCAGUUCAAGAAGCUCAUUGCUGGCACUGUGGGGAAAGCUCUGGGCCAGCAGUUCAAAAAGGAGGUACAUAUCCGAAAUCUUCCGUCUCUCUUUAAGAAGCCCAAGCCUGAGAAAAGGGACAUUCUGGAGACCAGUGAGAGUGGAGCACUAGCAGCUCUCUUCUCCCCAGUACUGGACGGCAUCUAGAAGCACAGAGCAGCACAAGGAGGCCCUCAGUCAGGCCUAACACACACACACUACAAUCAGCUGUUACAGGACUUCAACUGGACUAGCAUACACACAAACAUGCAUACACAUUUCCUCACUAGCACAACAUAUUUAGCUUACAUUGUGUUUUGGUAGCUCCGCAAACAUGGAGCAUCCACUUGAGUGCUAAACGACAGCAGCCAUUGUGUGCCAGAAGAACCUGAAUGGGAUCCAGUGAGCAUGUCUGAGGUGUAAGACUUCAAAGUAGUCUGCUGUAUAAGGAGAGAUAUUUUCAAACCAAUGUUUUGUACAGGAUCAUUACUCUGUUGAUGGUUGAAGUAGAAUUGUCAUUGUGACUUUUGUUUUGCACUGGUUCUCCCAGCUGUGAACGUAUGAGAAACCAGCACUACAUUUCUCCUAUGUUAAUGGAAUAGUUUGCCGCAACAUCAACUUUUAGGCGUUAUUGUUUGUGAAAACUGAAAACUCUCAUAUUUUAUGCCAUCUGUUUUGUAGGUCUGGUUUGUAGGUCACAUUUGUGUGCAUUUGGAAAAAGCUGCAGGUGUGAAUCCCAAAUAAAUAGGAAAAAUAUUGUGAGUUUAUAUGUUGCCUGUCUGUCUUUCCCAUUAAUAUGGGACCGAAGCCUGCUGAUUUCUCAAAAUACAUACAGAAUGAUCUGCAUUUUCUGAUGGCAUAAAAUAUAAUAGUCAGGGGACUUUGUUACAUCACUUUUAAGGAACAAGGAAUUGGGAAGAAUCUUAGAUUUUUGGUAUGAACUACCCCUUUAAAUCUCCACACCCUGUCAAUGAGUGAUUGUUCAUGUGGCCAUCGUUUUUUUAUAUACAUUCACUAAUGGUAAAAAAUGUGUGCUUGUACAGGGACAAAGUAUUAAACUGUAGUGCUGUUUAUAUUUUGCUGUUUUUAAAUAAAGGUAGACUUAAGGUUA